Carya illinoinensis is the source of this 827-nucleotide messenger RNA. RefSeq names its product photosynthetic NDH subunit of subcomplex B 4, chloroplastic. The transcript is spliced from 6 exons. The coding region runs from base 98 to 640 and encodes 180 amino acids. The record is from RefSeq and is a predicted model, not a curated record. Gene Ontology annotation, cellular component: NAD(P)H dehydrogenase complex (plastoquinone); chloroplast thylakoid membrane. Gene Ontology annotation, biological process: photosynthetic electron transport in photosystem I. Lineage: Eukaryota; Viridiplantae; Streptophyta; Magnoliopsida; Fagales; Juglandaceae.
AUGGUUCCCUUAUCCACUCUCGCUCCCACAACACCAAAUUCUAAAAUAGCAUCCAAAACUCCACCUUUCACCGUUCUACGUACCUCUCAUUCAAAACAUGGCUGAAGCUGUCAUGGGCUUUACCAUUAUCAGACCCCAUGUUCAUUGCUCUGUCCAAACAACCAGAUUGGAAACAAUUCCAUGUUCGAGACUGCUUAGACAGUGUUCAAGCUCUGGACUUUUCAAUGGGUGGCAGCAGUUUGAAGGCCGGAAGAGCAGAAGAUCCUCUUUAUGUAAAGCAAAUGCUCUCCCUGAUUGGCCUCUGAUGGCAGUUCUAGUUCAGCAUAUGGAAGGCCAAAGAGAUUUAGUAACCAUUAAAUCUGUUGUGCAUCUCAGCGAUCAAGCCAUUAAGAACGUCUAUGCUUUCUACAUGAUUUUCACUUGUUGGGGAUGCUUCUUCUUUGGUUCCAUGAAGGAUGCUUUCUAUGAUUCAGAACAAUACAGGAAAGAUGGAGGAGAUGGUACUGGAAAUUGGCUAUAUGAGAAGCAAGAGGACAUUGAAGAAACUGCAAGAGCUGAGUUGUGGCGUGAGGAGCUGAUAGAGGAGAUUGAACAGAAGGUUGGAGGGCUGCGAGAGUUGGAAGAAGCUGUUAAGAAAUGAUGGGGCUUGUAAAAGUAAUUUUGUGUGUUUAUCAAUUUACUUCAAUUCACUGAACCAUGCUGCAGGCAUUAUUGUAUAUACUUUUCAGCCUCUACGAUGCUUUUAUAUGUCAUUGAUAAAGAGCAUGCACCGCAUGGAUUAGCUAAAGGGUAAUAAACCAUCUUGAAGUGGUAGAUUUCUUUAUCAA